AUGGAGGAAGAGUUGAUCUCCGCCGUGCCGUGCUCUUCACUCACCAUCGAGUCAGUUAUUCGCGUCGCGACGGCCGGUGGAUUAUAUGGGUUUUGCGCCGGACCUCGUGACGCUCGUAGAAUUGGUUUAACCGGCGUGUCUCAGGCUUCGCAUGUGGCAAAAUCCAUUGGUAAAUUCGGAUUCCAGUGCGGUCUUGUGAGUGGUGUUUUCACUAUGACCCAUUGUGCCGUUCAGCGAUAUCGAGGCAAGAAUGAUUGGGUUAAUGCUAUGGUUGGAGGAGCUGUAGCUGGGGCAGCGGUUGCUAUUCGGACAAGAAAAUGGACUCAUGUUAUUGCAACAGCUGGGCUCGUGUCUGUGUUUAGUGUUUUGGCUAAUUCAACCAGGACAGAUCUGAAACAAGACUAA
This is a messenger RNA of Arabis nemorensis, 405 nucleotides long. Lineage: Eukaryota; Viridiplantae; Streptophyta; Magnoliopsida; Brassicales; Brassicaceae. The record is from the annotation of a GenBank genome assembly.